Messenger RNA from Phragmites australis (common reed), 1501 nucleotides. RefSeq lists its product as uncharacterized. The record is from RefSeq and is a predicted model, not a curated record. NCBI's taxonomy places the organism in Eukaryota, Viridiplantae, Streptophyta, Magnoliopsida, Poales, Poaceae. The transcript has 3 exons. Bases 81 to 1394 code for a protein of 437 amino acids.
CAGUAAAACGAAAGCUAUUGAGGAAAAGGAGAAAGAGCAAGAACGAGCACGAGUGCGCGCGAAGAAACCGUGCCGCAGGGAUGGCGGACGCGUCGUCGCCGUCGCUGAAGGCGGCCGCAGAGCCGGGGACCGUGUCGACGCCGCUGCUGCGGCGGAGGGGCUCGUACACGCGGUGCAUGUCGCACGCGCGCGACGAGCUCCGCAGCUUCCGCGCCUGCCUCCGGUGGAUGUGCGUCGACCACUCCGACGGGGCAAGCGCCGCGGCGUCGUGGUCCGUAUUUGCGCUCCUCGCCGUGGCCGUCCCCGCGGCCGCGAGCGUCGCCCUGCCGCGCCGCGCCUACGACACGCAGGUGCAGGCCUCGCUCACGCUCUCUGCCGCGCUCGCCUACGUCACGCUCUUCACCCUCGUCCGCCGCCGCGGCCUGCGCCGCCUCCUCUACCUCGACCGCCUCCGCCACGACUCCCAGGACGUCCGCGCCGGGUACAUCGUCCAGCUCGCCGGCUCCUUCCGCCUCCUCGCUUGCUUCGUGCUCCCAUGCUUCCUCGCCGACGCCGCGUACAAGAUCUUCUGGUACUGCGCGAACCGGCCCUUCCCGGCGUGGUGGUCGGCCGCGGCGUGCGCCCUCGAGAUGGCGUCGUGGAUAUACCGCACGGCCAUGUUCUUCAUGGCGUGCGUGCUGUUCCGUAUCAUAUGCUACCUGCAGAUCCUGCGCAUGACGGGGUUCGCGCGGGACUUCGGCCAGUGCGCCGACGUCGCCGCCGUGCUGAGCCAGCACCGCCGCAUCCGAGUCCAUCUCCGUCGGAUCAGCCACCGCUACCGAAAUUUCAUACUGUCCUGCCUCAUCCUCGUCACGGCAAGCCAGUUCUCCGCUCUGCUCGCCGCCACGAGGCCCCACGCGCAAGUCAACAUCGCCACCGCCGGCGAGCUCGCGCUGUGCUCCAUGAGCCUCGUCACGGGCCUGCUCAUCUGCCUCCACAGCGCGGCCAAGAUCACACACAAGACGCAGUCGAUCACCAGCGUCGCCGCGGCAUGGCACGCCGACGCCACCAUCAACAGCGUGGACCGUGACCAGGAGAACCCCAGGACGCCCAGCAAGGGGUACCUGCAGGCGCCCACGAGCCCCUUCCCGGUGACGAACACCUCGUCCGGCGACGAGUCCGACGACGACGAGUCCCGUAGCGAGGACAGCCUCGAAACGUCAAGGUUCACGUCUUUCCACGUCACCAACAUCUCCUUCCAGAAGAGGCAGGCGCUAGUGACGUACUUGGAGAACAACCGAGGGGGCAUCACGGUGUUCGGCUUCGUCGUCGACCGGACAUGGCUGCACGCUCUGUUCAUGAUCGAGUUCUCACUAGUGAUGUGGCUGCUAGGGAAGACGGUUGGAAUCUCUUGAGGCCAGGCUGUACACCUGUGUAUGAUAUCAAGAAUUUAUCGCUCCUGUGUUGGUCAUAUACUGUAAUGUUCCUUGUAGUCUGUUGUUCUGAAUGUAUAAAAUUGAGU